Alosa alosa (allis shad) is the source of this 2670-nucleotide messenger RNA. It is a transcript of the gene rrp8, whose product is annotated as ribosomal RNA processing 8. Gene Ontology annotation, cellular component: rDNA heterochromatin; nucleolus; chromatin silencing complex. The coding region runs from base 276 to 1976 and encodes 566 amino acids. Gene Ontology annotation, molecular function: methyltransferase activity. The record is from RefSeq and is a predicted model, not a curated record. Lineage: Eukaryota; Metazoa; Chordata; Actinopteri; Clupeiformes; Clupeidae. The transcript is spliced from 7 exons. Gene Ontology annotation, biological process: cellular response to glucose starvation; regulation of transcription by glucose; rDNA heterochromatin formation.
UACACUUAUGAAGCCUCUAGCCUGCCUAUCUACACAUGGUUUCACAAACAACGUGGAUUUAUUACUAUUGUGUGUGCGUAAUUUGAAAAAUAUUUUAGCGCACAGUGGGGAGGUCAUCAAUAUCCAUUAAAUAAUUCAAAUUCGUAUGCGAACAAAAACGAAUUCGUAUGUCGCAAGCAAUGGAAGUUUAGUUAGCCAACGCUACUGAGCUAUCAGUAAUGUUUUAAUGCUGUAUUCACUAACGUUACUUUACUACUACGUGUCCAUAACUAAAUAUGUUUGCUGAAGAGGAAUGGAAUGAUACUGCUUCGGCAGAGCCUUUGACUCAGUGUGGCAUUACAGAGACUGAUUCAAUCAAAGAAAAGGUAAAGUUAACGGCAAAGGCUGGGAAGAAGAAGAGUUUGUUGAGAACUCUCCAAACUCUGGGAUCAGCACCUGACUGGAGCAGUUGUCCUGCUCCUAAAGAUAGUGACAGUGAAGCAGAAAAGGAGGCUCCAACAUCACAUCCUAAGAAAAAGAAAAAAAGAAUUAAGAAGCGUAAAAGAGGUAGGCUGGCAAAAAGUCAGACAGAAGAAGGAGAUGGGGCAAAUCAUGUUGAGGAUGACGUUCCCAAAGUUGCCAAAAAGCGGAAGUUAAGCCCUCAAGUUAAAGUCUCCAACAAAAUCAGUACCAAAUCAGUACCAACAAUGGAACAGAUGGAAGAUGCCCAGACGGAUAAAGGGGCCAGUAGCAGUAUUGAGAAGCCUCUAAGUCGCAAGCAGUGGAAGAACAGAAUGAAAAACAAAAGAAAAUGUAAAAACAAGUACCAGGAGAAGACCCAUCCACUUCAGGUGUCCACAUCAGAGACAGGACAGGACCGCACAGGACCGGUGAAAGGAUCUGAGAAAAAAGACACUUCUAACAAGCCGGAACAAAUAGAGCCUUGUGAUACAAAUAAGGCAAAGUCUAAGAUGUCCAGGAAAGCAGAGAUAAAAAGAAAAAAACUAGCAGCAAAGAAAAUGAGUAGCUCUAUUCCUCCCUCUAAUACAGAUGAGGUAUUAGUACCCGUGGAUAACUUGACUGACACCAGCAACAUUACAAACGAUGAUUCAAAUGAAAAUCUUAUCAAGUCACCAGAGAAAGCGGAGCCUCUGAAGCCCUCUGACAAGAGGAAACAGAAGGAGAAACAAAUGCGAGCAGAUAAACUGAGGCAUAUGCUGGAUAGUCAUCGCUCGGAGGCCAAAGCAAAGUCUGCAGAGGACGGAGAGGAGUCGACAGAGAAAGAGACUGAAGAGGAGGACGUGGUGAAUGGUGAAGUGCAGCCCCUGGAUCGCUCUGCUGCUUUGCGGUCCAAAAUGGAAAAGCGCCUGGAAGCAGCCAGAUUCCGCUACAUCAACGAGGUUCUGUACACCACCUCAAGCAGUGAGGCCAAGCGCAUGUUCAAACAGGAUCCAAAGGCUUUUGAGGUCUACCACCUUGGCUUUACCACGCAAGUCCAGCACUGGCCUGAAAAUCCUGUGGAUGCAAUAAUUUCCUUCAUUCAUCAAAAGCCAGCAUCUUUGGUAGUUGCUGACUUUGGCUGUGGUGACUGCAAAAUUGCACGUAGUGUGAAAAACAAAGUGCAUAGCUUUGAUCUGGCACCCACUUGUGACUUGGUGACAGUGUGUGACAUGGCCAAUGUUCCUCUUGGGGAUAGUACUGUACAUAUUGCGGUGUUCUGUCUCUCACUUAUGGGGACUAACCUAAGUGACUUUCUCGCCGAGGCCAACAGAGUCUUGGUUAUGAGUGGAGUGCUCAAGAUUGCUGAGGUGGCAAGUCGGUUUGAGAAUGUGCGUGGCUUCGUAGGUGCAUUAUCAAGUCUUGGAUUUAAGUUAACAUCAAAGGACACAAACAACAACUAUUUCUACCUAUUUGAGUUUAUUAAAGUUGCUAAUCCUCCUGAGAAUACCAAGAAGGCAGGACUGACACUGAGACCAUGUGUGUACAAAAAACGAUAAGAAACUUGGGGAAAGCCACUCAGGACCAGGAGAAGAAACAUAAGAAGGAUAAAGAAAUCUGCUGUAGAUAUGUUGACCAGCAGCAGUUCUUAUUUUUGUACAUGUGGUGUUAUAGUUGAAAGUGAAUUGCUAAGGUUGUAAUACACCUGUGUAGUCUGCAAUUCAAUACACAAUGAGGAAGAGGCAAGACUAUGGACAGCACCAGAAUUAUUUCCUGGCAAAAUCAAAUCAAGGGAUUCAACAGUUAACCUGGACUUAAGUAUCUCAAUCCUCAUAUAAUUUUGAGUAUAGAAAUGUCACUGCAUUGAGUUUUUUUUCUUAUGUAUAAGAACGUAAUGUUUUUUUUUAUUUACAUUAAUGUGUUGAUGUUUCUGGUGCUUUUGUGUUAUAUUUAAAACAUGUAAAAUAUAUAAUGAUCUAUCAAUUUCAUUAUCUGUAAUAUUACAAAAGUAAUAUUUGGAGAAUAAUCAUACAUAGGCUACUAUAGUACUUAUAUGUUCUAAUGUUCUAUGGAUUUAGUUUACCUUGAGUUUAUCUGGUAUGAAAGUGACAACUUCAUGAUUCAUUUCAUGAUAUGAUAGUGUCUUUCUUCACAGCACCCUCAGGUCUUUUCUAGUUUGUCUAUCAUGAUGGGGCGUUGGGCGGCUCCUUCCUCAAAUCAUUACCAUUAAAUCAGAUUAUGGCAUCCUGUUAA